GGAGCCGCCGUUGGCACUGGUGCCCGAGGGGUGGGGGCACGAGUCGGUAGGGGUGAUGGUGGAGAAGGGUAGGAGGCCCCGACCGCGGGAACCCGGGGGGGCGGCCCGGCCAGGAGGCGGGGGGCCGACGGGCCCGGGGAGCGGGCGCCGCCGAGGGCCCUGGAAGCGGCUGGACUGGGGGAGCGGGGACGCGUGUGUGGGGCACAGGGACCCCCGCCCCGCGCCCACCCGCAGGCCUGGGCCCCAGGUUGCGGGCAGAGGGGCUGGGGCCCUGUUGCUCUGGGGGCGGGCUGGGCCGGGCCCGGGGCCGGGGGCGCCGAGCAGAGCCCGGGGCGCCAGGCCGAGCCGAGGUGGGACGGACCGAGCGGAGAGGAAGGGAAGCUGCAUCCCUCGGGCCGCCCCCUCCUGAAGCGAGCCGGGGCAACGGCCGCAGGCACCCCUGCCAUGAGCCCACUCUCCCUUUCGCCCCCUCCCUAACAAUGGGUUUGGGGCAGAAGGAGUCGCCCCACUGUGGGAAGGGGGGAGAGUGAUGCCAAGUCUUCGAAGCCGAAGUGGCAAACGCAUAGGAAGAACACAUCCACUCCAGAGAUACCUUCUUGAAACAAAAGAUUUUCUUACCUGCUCGUACUUGGUGACUGGGGGAUUACUAAGACUACCUUCCUGCUCAUUUCUGAGUAUUGUCUGAACUAUUCCUGACACUAUGAAUGCUAUUUGGAUGCUUCUUAAGUCUGUUCUCUGGGGAGGCGGUAAGGGGCUGUGGAGCUGGCCUCGGCACCGGGAGAGGCUGGACUUCCUGUCUCUCUGUGCUGAAUGGCUGCGAUGGCGCCCGCUCUCACUGACGCAGCAGCUGAAGCACACCAUAUCCGGUUCAAACUGGCUCCCCCAUCCUCCACUUUGUCCCCUGGCAGUGCCGAAAAUAACGGCAACGCCAACAUCCUUAUUGCUGCCAACGGAACCAAAAGAAAAGCCAUUGCUGCAGAGGACCCCAGUCUAGACUUCCGAAAUAAUCCUAACAAGGAAGACUUGGGAAAGCUGCAACCACUGGUGGCAUCUUAUCUUUGCUCCGAUGUAACAUCUGUUCCCUCAAAGGAAUCGUUGAAAUUGCAAGGUGUCUUCAGCAAGCAGACAGUACUUAAAUCUCAUCCUCUCUUAUCUCAGUCCUAUGAACUCCGAGCUGAGCUGUUGGGGAGACAGCCAGUUUUGGAGUUUUCCUUAGAAAAUCUUAGAACCAUGAAUACAAGUGGUCAGACAGCUCUGCCACAAGCACCUGUAAAUGGGUUGGCGAAGAAAUUGACUAAAAGUUCAACACAUUCUGAUCACGACAAUUCCAGUCCCCUUAAUGGGGGAAAACGAGCUCUCACGUCAUCGUCUCUUCAGGGGGGUGAAGUGGUGGCAUCUGAAUCUGGGGACUUGAAAGGGGGUAUGACCAAUUGCACUCUUCCACAUAGAAGCCUUGAUGUAGAACACACAACGAUAUUUAGCAAUAAUAGCACUGCAAACAAAUCUUCUGUAAAUUCCAUGGAACAGCCGCCCGCACUUCAAGGAAGCAGUAGGUUAUCACCUGACACAGACUCCAGUUCUAACUUGGGGGGUGUCAAAUUAGAGGGUAAAAAGUCUCCCCUGUCUUCCAUUCUUUUCAGUGCUUUAGAUUCCGACACAAGGAUAACAGCUUUACUACGGCGGCAGGCUGAUAUUGAGAGCCGUGCCCGCAGGUUACAGAAACGCUUACAGGUUGUGCAAGCCAAGCAGGUGGAGAGGCAUAUACAGCAUCAGCUGGGUGGAUUUUUAGAGAAAACCUUGAGCAAACUGCCAAACUUGGAAUCCUUGAAGCCCCGGAGCCAGUUGAUGCUAACUCGAAAGGCUGAAGCUGCAUUGAGAAAAGCUGCCAGUGAGACCGCCACUUCAGAGGGACUUAGCAACUUCCUGAAAAGUGAUUCGAUUUCAGAAGAAUUGGACAGAUUUACAGCCAGUGGUAUAGCUAACUUGAGGUGCAGUGAACGAGCAUUUGAUUCAGACGUCACUGACAGUAGUUCAGGGGGAGAGUCUGAUAUUGAAGAAGAAGAACUGACCAGAGCUGAUCCUGAGCAGCGCCACUUACCCCUGAGGCGCAGGUCAGAAUGGAGAUGGGCUGCAGACCGAGCAGCUAUUGUCAGCCGCUGGAACUGGCUUCAGGCUCAUGUUUCUGACUUGGAAUAUCGAAUUCGGCAGCAAACAGAUAUUUACAAACAGAUACGUGCUAAUAAGGGGUUGAUAGUUCUUGGAGAGGCGCCUCCCCCAGAGCACACAACAGACUUAUUUCUUCCACUUAGUUCUGAGGUGAAGACAGAUCAUGGGAAUGAUAAAUUGAUUGAGUCUGUUUCUCAACCACUGGAAAAUCAUGGUGCCUCUGGUCAUCCUUCAGAGUCAUUGUCUACUAAACCAUGUGGAGCAUUGAGACCUGUCAAUGGAGUUAUUAAUACUCUUCAGCCUGUCUUGGCAGACCACAUACCAGGUGACAACUCUGAUGCUGAGGAACAAUUGCAUAAAAAGCAAAGACUGAAUCUAGUUUCUUCAUCAACUGAUGGCACCUGUGUGGCAGCCCGAACACGUCCUGUGCUGAGCUGUAAGAAACGGAGGCUUGUUCGGCCCAACAGCAUCGUGCCUCUUUCCAAGAAGGUUCACCGGAACAGCACAGUGCGCUCUGGCUGUGAUGUGAACCCCUCCUGUGCACUGUGUGGCUCAGGCAGUGCCAGCACCACGCCUCCAGAAAUCCACUAUGAAGCCCCUCUGUUGGAACGCCUUUCCCAGUUGGAUUCUUGUGUUCACCCGGUUCUAGCAUUUCCAGAUGAUGUUCCCACAAGCCUGCACUUCCAGAGCAUGCUGAAAUCUCAAUGGCAGAACAAACCUUUUGACAAAAUCAAACCUCCAAAAAAGUUUUCACUUAAGCACAGAGCACCCAUGCCAGGCAGUCUCCCUGAUCCAACUCGUAAAGACAGGCACAAGUUGGUCAACUCCUUCCUGACAACAGCCAAGCUGUCCCAUCACCAAACCCGGCCUGACAGGACCCACAGGCAGCACUUAGACGAUGUGGGGGCCGUGCCUAUGGUGGAGCGAGUGACAGCGCCCAAAGCAGAGCGCUCGCUCAACCCGCCGCCACCCGUGCAUGACCCAAACCACAGCAAAAUGAGAUUGCGAGACCAUUCAUCCGAGAGAAGUGAAGUGUUGAAGCAUCACACGGACCUGAGCAGUUCGAGCUACUUGGCGGCCACCCACCACCCACCACACAGUCCCUUGGUGCGACAGCUCUCCGCGUCAUCAGACACCUCUGCACCCACCAGCUCUAGUCCACAGGUUACAGCCAGCACGUCUCAGCCAGUAAGGAGGAGAAGGGGAGAGAGCUCCUUCGAUAUUAACAACAUUGUCAUCCCAAUGUCAGUCGCUGCAACCACCCGUGUAGAGAAGCUACAGUACAAGGAGAUCCUUACUCCCAGCUGGCGGGAGGUUGAUCUUCGGUCUCUGAAGGGGAGUCCUGACGAGGAGAAUGAGGAGAUAGAGGACCUGUCUGACGCAGCCUUCGCCGCCCUGCAUGCCAAAUGUGAGGAGAUGGAGAGGGCUCGGUGGCUGUGGACCACGAGUGUGCCACCUCAGCGGCGGGGCAGCAGGUCUUACAGGUCAUCGGACGGCCGGACAACGCCCCAGCUGGGCAGUGCCAACCCCUCCACCCCUCAACCCGCCUCCCCUGAUGUCAGCAGUAGCCACUCUUUGUCCGAGUUCUCCCACGGGCAGUCCCCCAGGAGCCCCAUUAGCCCAGAACUGCACUCAGCCCCCCUCACUCCCGUGGCGCGGGACACUCUCCGACACCUGGCCAGUGAAGACACCCGUUGUUCCACACCAGAGCUGGGGCUCGACGAGCAGUCUGUCCAGCCAUGGGAGCGGCGAACCUUCCCCCUGGCGUAUAGUCCCCAGGCAGAGAGUGAGGACCAACUGGAUGCACAGGAACGGGCGUCCCGCUGCACUCGGCGCACCUCAGGCAGCAAGACUGGCCGGGAGACAGAGGUGGCACCCACCUCGCCUCCCAUCAUUCCCCUCAAGAGUCGGCAUCUGGCGGCAACAGUCACAGCUCAGCGUCCAACUCACAGAUGAGUGGGAUAUGAGAAUCUAAACAGACUCACUAUUGGCAUUAAAGCUUCAGAAAACUCUGCGUUUGAUAUUCAAACAUCAUAUGCCGAAAAUUUUCACAGUUUUUAGUGAAUUUAAGGAAUUUAGAUUCUACUUUGGUAAUUUCUUUCUUGUUUUGAUUUUUGUUUUGUUUAUGUUUUGGUUUCCAUGUUUAUCGUCACACACCUGAGCACUUCCUCCAGUUGGCACACAGUUCAGGAUAAGACCCUGCUGGCCUGGUCCUGGCACAUCCUCUGCACUGUUGAAUCACUGGACUUAGCCAUGUUGGAUGAUCACCCCUCUCGCGCCCCUGUGGGCAGGGUGGGACAGCCAGGUGGGCAGAGGGAAAGGAACCUCCAGCUCAGCAUUGCCCCCUGAGGUUAGGGUGGGAGAGAGCAGUGUGCUCUGGGCUCGUACCCCGUCCCUUCUGUUGCUUAGCUCAGCUCCGGCCCUCCCGGCUGGGUCCCCUUGGUCGUCUGUGCUGGAGCACCUCCACCAGAACCUCUUGGCCUGAACUCCAGCUGUUCUCACCCAGCUCUCAGCUGACAGAAUGGCUUCCCCUUGUCACCCAGGUCUUGGAGACCUGUUCUGGGUUUCCUCUGCAUUCGGUCAUCCCUGUUCUGACUUCUUAACUGAGGUAAGCUGGCUGCGGCUGUUCAGGUCCCCAUCCUGCCCCUUCGUGUCCUCUCACCUGCUCUCGCACACCAUUCACAUGCCCACGCACACAGUCCUUCCACUUGGAACGUUUUCCCCCCCUAACCUGGUCUGUGGAGGUAGGGUUAGGACUACUUAAUCUCUCUUCCCACUCCCCUGCAGACUCUAGGGGGUCUUGGAAAUGAGCAGCCAUCUCUCCUGUAUAAUUCUGUUUUCACUGAGUCAUUUGGUCAUAUUUCCCCACCCCCGUCCAGUUCCCUGUCAGUGUCUGUCAGGUCCUUCCUCUUUCGAGCUCCCUUGCCUGUGGAACACUGUCUGGUCCUAGCUGUGGUUCCUAUCACUCCCCGUCACCCCCCCGGGUUAACCUUGUGCCUGUCUCAUCUAUGAUCACAUCACCAAAAAGGGGGGCAAUAAGGACUUUUUUUUUUUUUUUUUUUUUUGCCAUUUUGUAAUCGUAUAAAAAUAGUAGACAAACUGCUUAAUGGUUGGGGUUUUUUCACAAUUUUCAACAUUAGUGAUUUUUUUUUUUGAUUCUGUUUGCAAGUUAAAGGGUUUGUCAUUGUUUCUUUAAAAACAAUAAUGCACCAUAUCCCUAUGCAUAAAGUGCUUCUUCUAUUUAUAAGGUUGAAAAUUCUGAAUAACCCUUUUAGCAUUGUAAAAAAAAAAAGAAAAAAGAAAAAGAACAAAAAAAACCUUGUAUUUUGUAAAUAUUUUCUUUUCCUGCUUUGAGCUGUGUAUUGGCAGCGAAACAUGUAGCUGUCUUUGUUCUAUAGAAAUGCUUUUCUUCAGAGAAGCUGAUCUUUGUUAAUGUCUUGAUUCUGUUCGCAAAGCACAGACUAGUGCUUAAAAAAAAAGGAAGGAAAAUUUGAAAAAAAUAAUAAAAAAAAAGUUACAGAA
Aethalodelphis obliquidens (Pacific white-sided dolphin) is the source of this 5688-nucleotide messenger RNA. It is a transcript of the gene KANSL1, whose product is annotated as KAT8 regulatory NSL complex subunit 1. Lineage: Eukaryota; Metazoa; Chordata; Mammalia; Artiodactyla; Delphinidae. Bases 811 to 4122 code for a protein of 1103 amino acids. Gene Ontology annotation, cellular component: NSL complex. The record is from RefSeq and is a predicted model, not a curated record. Gene Ontology annotation, molecular function: histone acetyltransferase binding. The transcript is spliced from 17 exons.